Messenger RNA from Antechinus flavipes (yellow-footed antechinus), 4615 nucleotides. It is a transcript of the gene RAG2, whose product is annotated as recombination activating 2. Gene Ontology annotation, biological process: V(D)J recombination. Gene Ontology annotation, molecular function: sequence-specific DNA binding; protein binding. The transcript has a single exon. Gene Ontology annotation, cellular component: DNA recombinase complex; nucleus. NCBI's taxonomy places the organism in Eukaryota, Metazoa, Chordata, Mammalia, Dasyuromorphia, Dasyuridae. Bases 18 to 1604 code for a protein of 528 amino acids. The record is from RefSeq and is a predicted model, not a curated record.
GCCCAUCAUCAGUCAACAUGUCCCUACAGAUGAUAACAGUGAAUAAUAAUGCCUCCCUAAUCCAACCAGGUUUCUCUUUGAUGAAUUUUGAUGGACAAGUUUUUUUCUUUGGGCAAAAGGGCUGGCCCAAGAGGUCUUGCCCCACUGGUGUUUUUCUCUUCGAUGUCAAACGGAACCAGCUCAAACUGAAGCCUGCUCUUUUCUCUAAGGACUCCUGUUACCUCCCCCCUCUUCGAUAUCCAGCUACAUGUAUCUUCCAAAGUAGUCUUGAGUCAGAGACAAAACAAUAUAUCAUCCAUGGAGGAAAAACCCCAAACAAUGAACUGUCAGAUAAGAUUUACAUCAUGAGUGCCAUUUGCAAGAAUAAUAAGAAAGUUACUUUUCGUUGUACAGAGAAAGAAUUAGUUGGAGAUGUUCCUGAGGCAAGAUACGGCCACACUAUUGAUGCGGUUUAUAGCCGAGGAAAGAGCAGGUGUAUUAUCUUUGGAGGAAGGUCUUAUAUGCCAUCUGCCCAGAGGACCACAGAAAAAUGGAACAGUGUCAUUGACUGCUCUCCAUGUGUCUUCUUAAUGGAUAUUGAAUUUGGAUGCUGUACCUCCUACAACUUUCCAGAGCUCCAGGAUGGGCUCUCCUUUCAUGUCUCCAUUGCCAAAAAUGAUACUAUUUACAUUCUAGGGGGCCAUUCUCUCACUAAUAAUAGCCGACCUCCCAACCUGUACAAACUCAAAGUGGAUCUGCCAUUGGGGAGCCCCGCAGUGACUUGUACUGUCUUACCAGGAGGAGUCUCGAUCUCCAGUGCCAUCUUGACUCAAACUAAAAGCAAUGAGUUUGUCAUUGUGGGGGGCUACCAGCUUGAAAAUCAAAAAAGGAUGGUCUGCAACAUUGUUACGGUAGAGGACAACAAGAUUGAGAUCCAAGAUAUGGAGACUCCAGAUUGGACCCCUGAUAUUAAACACAGCAAGUUAUGGUUUGGAAGCAGCAUGGGAGAUGGAACCGUUUUUCUUGGUAUACCAGGGGAUAAUAAGCAAACUAUGUCAGAUGCACACUACUUCUACACCUUGAAGUGUGGUGGAGAUGACCCAAUGGAUGAAGAACAGGCAACAGUCUCCUGCAGUCAAACAUCAGCAGAAGACCCAGGUGACUCCACUCCCUUCGAAGACUCAGAAGAAUUUUGUUUCAGUGCAGAAAUCAACAGCUUUGGUGGGGACGAUGAUAUUGAUACCUAUAAUGAAGAUGACGAAGAAGAUGAAUCAGAAACAGGUUAUUGGAUCAUCUGCUGCCCCACCUGUGAUGUUGACAUCAAUACCUGGGUACCCUUCUAUUCCACUGAACUCAACAAGCCUGCCAUGAUCUACUGUUCUCAUGGAGAUGGCCACUGGGUCCAUGCCCAGUGUAUGAAUUUGGCCGAGCAGUUGCUCAUUCAUCUGUCAGAAGGAAGCAGUAAAUAUUUCUGCAAUGAGCAUGUAGAAAUGGCAAGGGGCCUACAAACACCAAAGAAGACUCUGCCUUUAAAAAGAACCCCAUUGAAACCUCUCCGCAAGAAAGCCCCUGUGAAAAUAAUAACUCCAGCCAAGAAAUCAUUUUUCAGAAAGUUAUUUGAUUAGAAUUAUAAACAUUUUGGGAUUUAAAUUCUACACAUCAAUUUUUUAGACCUAAGCUUAAAAAUCACAGUUCUAACACAGGGAAUUUCUGUUUUGUCCACUGAAAAAAAAGUGCAUCUUUUUUUUUACCCUUAUGAGUUUAGUCCUUGAGGAGAGAGAGAGAGUUCAUUAAAUCCAAUUCCAAAUAUAUUUAUUAAUGAAACUAAGUUCAGCAAGUAAUACACAUAGAGGCUUCUAAAUCAUAACUUUGGAGUUAGAAGAAAUCUUCAAGUUCUUUAUUUUACAGAUAAGGAACUAAAAUCCUAGAAAGUUUAUAAGAUUUAUCUGUGAUCACAGGGAUAGUAAGCAAUGGAGCAAAAUUUGAACUCAGAUCCCCUUCAUUUCCAUUUUGUUGAGAAUUUCACAUCUGAAUAUUACCCUUGAAAAACCUUAAAUGUAGAAAUAUACUUAUAAUAGCUUAUGUUUUUAUAGAACUUUUAAUUUUUUUAUUUUAAAAUUUUUCAUGCCUUUUUGGCCAGAGAUGCGCUAUAUGUGAUCAAUAACAUUGAAAGUAACCAAAACAAAUUAAGAUGUAAUUGGGAAUUAUUUGACUAAAUAAAUAAAAGCACAAAAGAGCAUAGAUAAUGUUAAUAUGUAGUUUUCUGAAUCAACAUGGCAGUAUGGAGGGAUCCUUAUGAAAGAGGAGUAACUGAGGUAGGGUUGAGAGGGGUAUUAAUGAGUAUCCAUCACUCUCUCUCUGGAUAUAGAUGGCAUUUUCCAUGCAGAGUUUAUUGGGAUUGCCUUGGAUCACUGAACUUCUGAGAAGAACCAAGUCUGCCAGUGUUAAUCAUUGCAUAAUUUUGCUCUUGUUGUAUACACUGUUUUCCUGGUUCUGCUUAUUUCAUUCAACACCAAUUCAUGUAAAUAUUUCCAGAUCUUUCUAAAAUCAGCUUGUUCAUCAUUUUUUAUAGAACAAUAAUUUUCCAUUAUUUUCAUAUACCAUAACUUAUUUAGCCACUCCUUAAUUGAUAAGCAUCUACUCAUUUUCUAGGAGUUAUCAUUUCUAUUAGAGAUUGACACCACUGUGUUAGGUCUUUCUCUCCUCACAACAAGCCCAUGAGACAGGAUUAAUUGACAAAUGAGAUUGAGAUUUAGGGAACAGUUGUGACAUCUGUGACAUAGAGCUUUAAAAAAAAAAAACUUAGGCCAAAUCUCACAGAACAUUCCCCAAAGCAAGAAGUACAAAACAGCCCCCAAUAUAAAUUUUUAAGACAUUCAUUUGGGAGGAGAAAAGAUAGAUAUUCUGGCAUAGAGCAAAACUAUUCUGCUCAGAGUGGAGAACUCAGAGAUAAUACACAGUGUAGGAUACCCAGGGGGAAGAAAGCCAGCCAUCUAUUGGCAAAGAAAUGCCCUUUAAACUUCACCACCUUGGGGUAAAACUCUGAUCACCCCACCCUAAUUAUGCCUUCUGUUGCCCAAUGUCAAACAGCUAAUUGGUGGCACAGUUGCGACCAGAACCCAGCACUCCUGGUGACCUUUCCUCAACAUCACAUUGAACCUAGAGUCUGUGUCUAGGAUCUCAUUUUUAAUGUCUAUUUAAUGGCAUAGGGAAAAAGGAACAAUUAUUUGUAACAUCUUUCCAGUUUUAGUCAACAUCAGUCACCAUCCCUAAGUGUCUAUACCCUACUCAUCACCAGAGCUUCAGGCUCUGAGCUAAAGCACUGAGCUAAAGACUUAGUUACAAUGAAUUCAGAUGCUAAGCUCAAGCAGAUCACCAGGUGUACCAGGAAGAUCAUACACUUGGGCUCAGAGAAACUUGUUCUGUUCCUGGCUUUGCUACUGACCUUUCCAGGUGAGAGUGAUCUGUCUGGGUUUCAGUAUCUUUAUCCCUAAAUGAUGGGAGGCUGGACUAUUUUAUCUUUGGGGCCUUUCUGGCCCCAACUCCUCCCUUAUAAAUCCCAAGCCUUUGAAGACAAUUUCACAAGAAAUAGAAGAUCAGGACUGUUGAGCCCUAUGAAAAUGAAAGAGGAGUAACUGAGAUAGGGUUAAGAGGGGUAUUAAUGAAAUUACCAGUGUAAAGGCCAGUCAGACAUUUUUACUGAAUUCUUUCAAGAGAAGCUAAAGAUAGUUGAUAAAAUUAAAAAGCAUGUGAUUAAAAAUGGGCAAAAGUGAGGGAAUCUCUUUUUUUUUUAUUUAGUACCUAGUUAACCUAUACAGUUGAUGCCAAACGAUAUUGUAAAAUCAGGGAGCUUAGUAAGGUUCAAUUAGACACUUAACAGGAAAAAAAAUCUUUGUACUAGCUAGAAUGAAACUGGCAAGGACUAUUAAUUUUGAGGCUCCAGGGUUUCCAUUGAUCACUAGACAGGAUUAGAAAUAAACAUUCCCCUCUGAUGGAGUGUUUUCUUAAGAAAGAAUUGCAUCUUCUCCUAAAAAACAGCCUCCCAUGGCUGGUUAUCAAUCUUCAUCAAACACCUCUCAGAUGCCACAAAGACCCAAACCCUGUGGAGAUGGAGCAAGACAACCCACAUUUCUUCCACUGUAGCUUCAUCUUCCAACUCCCAAAGAUCAGCAAUGUAGCCAAAACAGCACGUAUUUAUGGUGUGAAGAAGAAUAUGACUUCUGAUUCUCAUCUCCAAACACCAUCGACAAGAGGAUCCGAAGACUGUGACUUCUAAGUGAUUCUUUACAUUGUGGUGCUCAUUCCAAAUGCCAUCAGCUUAGAGCACUGGACAUGGAAAGAACCAAUCUCAAAUCUGGCCUUAGUCUUACUGGUUUGGGAACCUUGAGCAAACCAUUUAAUCCUAUCUACCUCCCUUUCCUCAAUUGUAAAGUUAGAAUAACAACAAAAGCUAUUUCUCAGCAUUCUUUAUAAGAAUCUUGUGAGAUAAAUUUGUAAAAAAAAAAAAAAAAAUCUCAACACAGUGACUGAUACAUAGAAGGUGCCUAAUAAAUGCUUGUUUCUUCUUUAUGGUAUUCAUUCUCAACUGCCAGUGUGGAUAAUCCUAUCUUAUAAAACUAAUAAAGUCUAAAGAGUU